Messenger RNA from Punctularia strigosozonata HHB-11173 SS5, 1413 nucleotides. RefSeq lists its product as uncharacterized. Bases 106 to 1116 code for a protein of 336 amino acids. The transcript is spliced from 3 exons. NCBI's taxonomy places the organism in Eukaryota, Fungi, Basidiomycota, Agaricomycetes, Corticiales, Punctulariaceae. The record is from RefSeq and is a predicted model, not a curated record.
UUUACUUCUCAACCAACUUGACGGAGGGCCACCUAGUACCACGUCUUUGGGAACGAGAGUAUUUGACGUUGUUGAAGGCGUUCGGCACGCGGCUCACCAUCGUCUAUGCCGCGAUGCCCCGAGCUAAGUCGUCUGCCUAAAGCGCAGCGUGUCGCGUCCAUCAAGUUUCGCAACCAGACGCCAGGUCGGACCGCGGCGCUCAUCGGUUUCGAGCCGGUUCGACCCGCCGAAUUCCUGGACCGUAACCAUCCUCUCGCUAGUCAGUACCGGCCUGACCUGAAGAGACCUCACACCCCUCAGUGGAGAUCUCCCGACGGAAUCCUUGCUCUUCGCGUAUUCCCUCGCGCACUGUUGGCACGUCCGCUAACCCCGUGGCCAAAUCCUCCAUGGCCUCCGGCCAGUAUCUAUCCUUCUCGAGAGGAUGCAGAAGUGAUCUCUAAGAAUGUGGUUGGCAUGUCCGUCGUGUGUGUCAUAGGCAAAAAGACGGUACACAAGUCGGCCGUCAUCCGCAGGAAGAUCGCGGGAAGAAUCAAGACGGCGUUGUCAUUGAUUGUCACUCGCGGAGCGGACAUCGGAAUUCGGAGGACCGCGAAUGGCAAGGAGCUCAAGUCGCUCACGUUUGAUCCGGAGGGUGGGGGUGGCCAGAAAUGGGUUCUAUCCGACUGGACGUAUUGCUUCCACCCGGGCCUGGCAAUCUAUCGUAUGACAUACCCCGACCUCGUCUCCCUCUUGCGCUCUGCUCUUGGAUCGGUCAAGACCAGGGCUGAGACCAUGGAGAAAAAGUGGGCAUCACGCUUACCCAAGAAAGAACCCCUAUCUAGAGCGUUGGCGUCAGUGAAACCCGUACCGCAACUUUUUUUUCCCUCGAGGAAAGCUUUCCGCUCGGAGUCCGCCAGCAACCCGCUGCAUGAUACGUUAUCAUUGCCCGAGAACGAAGUCGUACUUUCGGACAGGACUAAACGAAGAUAUGCUCCAGUCGAAAGCGAAGCUCCAUCGGAGUUUCCCAAGGUCACUGUCGGCAAGGACAAUCGUACCGGAAAGAGCUAUCAGCUCUAUCAGAGAAAACCUCUGGUCAAGCAAAGAUUCUCUCGACCCAGCAAAUCCCGAGGACAGUAGUCCAUCCCUCGCUUUGUACAUAUACAGGGUGGCCAACAUAGGCAAUGCUUUCAUCGCGCUCCCGGCCACAGGAAGCCCUUCAUGGACUCAGAUGCGAUGGUUCUCGAACCAUAUCGCUGCGGGAUCAAACUGCAAGAACACUCGCUGAGGGCGCAGUGGCUGUGCGGGGGAGGAGGCGGCCUUACCCUUUUGUGGCCUUACAAUUGAGGCGUACGGCACGAAGAUCGGGCAUUGUUGAUCGGUUCAACGCGUAUAUAUGGCCCUUCCUCAAGCCCUUCUUUUUCGACUUGUUCACCC